Molecule: messenger RNA, 1321 nt
Organism: Aspergillus steynii IBT 23096
Lineage: Eukaryota; Fungi; Ascomycota; Eurotiomycetes; Eurotiales; Aspergillaceae
Product: serine/threonine protein kinase
Exons: 2
Coding region: 61-1269 (402 amino acids)
Biological process (GO): intracellular monoatomic cation homeostasis; intracellular signal transduction; protein phosphorylation
Molecular function (GO): ATP binding; protein serine/threonine kinase activity
Source: RefSeq, a predicted model, not a curated record
CAAGAUGUGAUCCCCCCUCCGACGACUGAAGGAGUUAAGUCUAUACUAAAAAUAUACAAAAUGACUCGGUCCUGCCAGACCUCGCAACACCACCACCAGAUCGAUAGCCGCGAACCCAAACAAGCGUCUCCCAUUUUCCAUGGAUUUACCUUGCCUACCAUUCUAAAGCGCUGCUGGCUUUCCACACCCGACGACCUCAAUCCCCUCGAACGCUGCCCCUUGCUCCUCCCUCCACCAUCCUUCACGGAGAAAUAUGGUAGUUGCCAGAAGAUCCUCCAUUAUGGCACCCACAGCUCCGUCCGACUCUACACACGACCCGUCAUUUCGUCGCCUGCGUUUCCCACCACCAGAAAGCCGCCCUUGGUCCUCCAGCGCCAUGUGGUAAAGAUCUUCCGCCCUUCGUCCAGUCCCUCAGUCGUCACAUCCCAACGCUUCGAACAGGCUCUCUCCUCCGCAAUCUCUCAUCCGAACGUCUGUCGCACCCUCGAUGUCCUGCUGAACGAGCGCGGCGAGAUGUGCCAGGUCAUGGACUAUUGCUCUGGCGGAGAUCUCAGCAUGCUCAUCACGAUGUCGCCGCAGCGGAGUUUAGACGUUUGCACCGCGAACUGUUUCUUCAAGCAGAUCGUCCGGGCGGUGGCGUUCUUGCAUGAGAAUAACAUUGCACACUGCGAUCUGAAGACGGAGAACAUCUUAUUGACGCCGAACGGGGCGGUCAAAGUGGCGGACUUCGGACGCGCGCAGUGGCUGGGGACCGGGAAAGUUGGGAUGAAUAGCUCCGAGGGCCAGGGGGGAGAAAGCGAGCAACGGGAGGGUGAAGAGGAGGAUAGACUAUGUCGAUCGCAAUCCUUGUGUCAGUCUUUGUUUCUGCGCCGAGCUGCCCAGGGGUCGUGCUACUCCCCGCCGCGAAAAGUCCUCGGCUCAAUCGCCUAUCUUCCGCCAGAAGGGCUGUGUCCCCAGCAGGGCAUGCCGGAUCGUCGAGCCGGCGAUGUCUGGGCCAUCGGGCUGAUCUACAUGGCAAUGAGAUGUGGUCGCCCACUCUGGCGGAGGGCCAGCGAAGAUGAAGACGGCGGGUAUCGGUCGUAUCUCGAUGGUCGCCAACAGAUCGGGGGAUAUUUUCCCAUCGAGGAGCUGGGAGAAGUACGCUGUCGGAAUGUAAUUUAUGCGAUGCUGCAUCCUGAUCCUUGUCGGAGGAUUAGGGCUGCCGAUGUGCUCCGGUCUGAGUGGUUGUACAAUAUGAGACUUUGCGAGGCGGGAGAGAUGGGCUUUUAAAUUUCAUCUUCAUUGGAAAAACAAGCUUAAAUUUCAUGCUACUAUCGUACAG